CCACGCUGGCGCAUCUUCUCCCAUCCCCGGCGAUGUACAGCAUGCUGGAGGGCGAGCUGAAGCCCCCGCAGCCCAACCCCGGGGGCGGCUCGGCCGGGAACGGCGUCCCGGGUGGCGCCGGCAAAGGGGUCGGCGGCGGAGGAGGAGGCGGCGGAGGAGGCGGCGGCGGCGGCAACGGCGCGACGGACCAAGACCGGGUGAAGAGGCCCAUGAACGCCUUCAUGGUGUGGUCGCGGGGCCAGCGGCGCAAGAUGGCCCAGGAGAACCCCAAGAUGCACAACUCGGAGAUCUCCAAGCGCCUGGGCGCCGACUGGAAGCUGCUGAGCGACUCGGAGAAGCGGCCCUUCAUCGACGAGGCCAAGCGGCUGCGCGCCGUCCACAUGAAGGAGUACCCGGAUUAUAAAUACCGGCCCCGUCGGAAGACGAAGACGCUGCUCAAGAAGGACAAGUACUCCCUGCCGGGGAACCUGCUGGCGGCGGGAGGCGCCGGCGGCGGGGCGGUGAGUAGCCCCGUCGGGGUGGGCCAGCGCCUGGACUCGUACGCCCACAUGAACGGCUGGCCCAACGGCGCGUACGCCUCCCUGAUGCCCGAGCAGCUGGGCUACGGCCAGCACCCGGCCAUGGGCAACGCGCAGCUCCAGCCCAUGCACCGCUACGACGUGAGCGGCCUGCAGUACAGCCCCAUCAUGUCGAGCGCCCAGCCCUACAUGAGCGCCGCCGCCUCCACCUACACCAUGGCCGCCGCCGCCUACGGGCAGCAGCCGUCGGGCCACUCCAUGAGCCUGGGGACCAUGGGCUCGGUGGUGAAGUCCGAGCCCAGCUCGCCGCCCCCGGCCAUCGCCUCGCACUCCCAGCGGGCCUGCCUGGGAGACUUGCGGGAUAUGAUCAGCAUGUACCUGCCCCCCGGGGGAGACGCGGCCGACCCGUCGACGCUCCAGGGGCCUCGGCUACACAGCGUCCACCAACACUAUCAGAGCGCCGGGACUUCGGUGAACGGCACCGUGCCGCUGACUCAUAUCUAGCCGGGCCCCCCUCGGGU
Molecule: messenger RNA, 1039 nt
Organism: Euleptes europaea (tarantolino)
Lineage: Eukaryota; Metazoa; Chordata; Lepidosauria; Squamata; Sphaerodactylidae
Gene: SOX3
Product: SRY-box transcription factor 3
Exons: 1
Coding region: 33-1022 (329 amino acids)
Biological process (GO): positive regulation of transcription by RNA polymerase II; anatomical structure morphogenesis; cell differentiation
Molecular function (GO): RNA polymerase II cis-regulatory region sequence-specific DNA binding; DNA-binding transcription factor activity, RNA polymerase II-specific
Source: RefSeq, a predicted model, not a curated record